Messenger RNA from Colletotrichum graminicola M1.001, 570 nucleotides. RefSeq lists its product as uncharacterized. The record is from RefSeq and is a predicted model, not a curated record. The transcript has a single exon. Lineage: Eukaryota; Fungi; Ascomycota; Sordariomycetes; Glomerellales; Glomerellaceae. The coding region runs from base 1 to 570 and encodes 189 amino acids.
AUGGAAUUCUUCUUAUUUUCCAAGCUUCCACUCGAACUACGUAUUCACAUCUGGAAAAUGACAAGAGAGCCUCGAAUGCUCAAGGUGGAGGCCCGAGUUGAACUCAACAAACAUCGCCGUCACCCGCUAGACUACACGCUGUUCUGCUGUACCUCACCCAACCCCGUCCCCGCUGUGCUACAAACAUGCCGCGAGUCGCGAAACCUUGGACUGUACGAGAGAUCAUUCACAAGUGGCCUCACACCGCGAUACGUAUGGGUCAAUUUCCAGCUUGAUACCAUUCAAGCCACAUACUGGGUCCUCAAGUUGUUGAAAAUUGAGAAAGAAAGAAUUCGCCACCUUGGUAUCGAAUUUGAAGACGUUGAGGCUUUGCUACGUCGCUAUCGAGAAGCCGUUGCAGGACUUCGGGUCGUGAAGACAAUGGAGCUUUUUACGCAGGAGCCUCUGCCCGAACGUGCUGAUAUCAUCGAGUGGACCCGAGACGCAAUGCGACAGGUCUCUGAAAAGGAGAAUUCUCAGUUUCCCCGUAUCACAUUGGUUCAUAGGCCUACGGGAAACAAAAUGAACUAG